GUACCACCUGCCUUUCAUUUAAUUUGUGUAAAACAGUAAAUUCAUAUCGGCCUAAUAUUUUAUCAUAUUCCACUCAUAAAGAAACCCCCAUUCUGGCCAAAUCCAAAAAUAGUAAAAUAAGGGAGGAUCAACUAAUUUGAAAUGGAUAUUGGGGUCCUUAGAUGUUACACAAAACCCCACUCUUUUAAUGCAAACAGUUCUGACCCACUGCACCCACUGAUGUAUCUAUGAAUUUUGAAGAAAGCUGACCCCUGCCUUAACCAUGGGAAUACCCUCCACAUAAUAAAAUCAAAACAACUUUAUCAGAAGUUCUUCACAAUUAGUAACACAAAAUUUACAAAGAAUGAUCAAAAUUAUACUUAAAACAGAUUACUUACAUUGUUACAUCAUAUUCUAUAUUACUGCUGGUUAAUAAUCAUGGUAUGAACAAACAGAAGCAGAAAUUACUUUUGCAUUUAACAAAAAUCAAAAGGAAAAAGAUCUGUAAAACAUGUUUUCCAAGGUUACUUGUUUAGUUGUGUUCUCUGUGUGUCUUACAAGUGAGCAAGGAAGACAUCAAGUGUGGCCCUUACCCAAAUACUGCAUGUAAAGUGGGAUAUGUAUCAUAGCACUGUGCAUUGGAAUGCCCUAUGUGUAUGUGUCAGUCUUGCCUUCCUGGCAGCAGUAACAACUGGGCAGUACCAGCAACUGGCAACAGAAGCUCCUGAGAGUUCGUGGACUGGCCGCUGGAUGCCACAUCCACCAUACACGAAACAUGUAGAUAUUCACGAUCGUGAACAUGCAGUUCGAAUGGGUGUGGUGACUACCGAAUGUGACGAUGCUAAGACAAAUCUCACACUCGACUGGGACUAUUCCCCAGGUGAUUACACUUGCUACAGUUAUAACAGAAGAUAUCUUCCAAAUGCAAGAAUUAAGCCAAUUUUGGAAUGUGAAAAUAUUCCGAAGUACUACUCAGCUCGUCAUGAGUGUAUGAACAAGUCAAUACAUUAUCAAUCAGCUGUACCUACAUAUGGCACCCACCGACCACUUUGGCCACGAUAUGGUGAAUACAAAUUUGUACCCCGACAGCGGUGGGUCCACAACUUGGAGCAUGGCGCUGUUGUGAUGUUGUAUCAUCCUUGUGCCAACCAACUGGAAGUGAAUCGUCUGAGACAUUUGGUUACGAAUUGUCUCCGCAGACAUAUCAUCACUCCACUGGCACUGCUGGACGAAGAAAGGCCUUUGGCACUGGUGACUUGGGGAUGUCGAUUAACCAUGUCAUCUGUUCAGCCUAGUAUUGUAAAGAACUUCAUCAAACAGCAUGGUCUACAAGGACCUGAAAAAGUCUCACGAGAUGGGCAGUAUGAUUUGGGUUUGAAGGACCCUGCAAAGAUUAUCACUGAUAUAGAUGAUUCUGUCUUAUGUCCAGGAAGUUGAAUUCGGGUAAUGUAACAUACUGUAUAGGGAGCUGUUUAUGCAGCCAAUAAUUCUGAUCCACAGCUGUAUUUACAGUAGACUACCAGCCAUACUGCCCUGUUUAUGUGUGCCCUCUGGAUUUAUUUUGUUAUAAAUUUUGCAGCUAUUCUGUAUUAUGUGGUCCUGUAACUAUUUAAACACUUUGAAGCUCUUGUGGUGACUAUGCAAUUAAGUCUUCUCAAAUCAGCCAUGUGAAGACGAAGUUACUGUUAAGCAUUUUUGAGACUGUCUUUGUCUUCAUCAUCAGGGGUUGAUGGGAUGAGAGAUGUAGCUGCGUGUGUGCUCUCAAAGGCCAGUGUCCCAUCCUGUCAGCCAGUGACUGCUAGUAUCUUGUAGUGUCUAUGGUAAGCAUCGUGGGCUGCAAUGACUGCAUGCCUUAAUGAAUCCAGUUCUCCCAGCAGGAGACAGGAAACCUCUGACUGCCUGACUGCACCCACUAUUUUGCCAGUGGUCUGCACUGGGACAGGACACUGUGCUUCUCCAAUGGCAUACUCUUUAGAUAAAAAUAACCAUUUGGCUAUAACACUCAUCACAUCAAUCCCUAAUGAUGGAGACAGAGACAUUGUUAAAAAUAUUGCAUUCUAUUGUAACUCCAUCUUCAAGUGGCUGAUCACCUAAGAAGGUAUUGUAUACUAUUUGAAUGACCUACUUAUAAAUCUUAGCUGCCUUUUCUUCUUGCACUUUUAUACCCUCCCAAACUCUGCUUUUUCAUGUCAUUAUAAUAAAAGAUGCCAUGCACUUAAUAUUAGGCGGACGCCACAAAGCUAAACAGGUCACUAAGAUGUUUAUCAAAGAAGGGAUUUUAUUUUGUUUGAGAAACUUUAUUUGCUGUUUUUCAAAUAACAAAUGCUAAAAGAAACAUAUGGUCACUCUAUUUGUAAGUUUCCGUCGUCAUAUCAGUUUGUGAAGACAAUUUAGUAACAUGUGAGGAGGAAGACCAGAGCAGAGACCUUUAUUAAAUUUAUGUUGUGAAGGAAGCGUAUAUUUCAGAAGAGUUGUAGACGUACUGGGGCUCUGGCAUGAUUCACUUCUGAUAACACUUGUAACUUUGCAAGGGUUUUAUCUCAUUAUUUUACAUAGGUAUUUUAUCACAUAUUUUUAAGCCACUUUCAGAUGAAAUUAUGAUGUGAAGCUGUGUAUAUUUCUGAAGGCAAUUAGUAGUUCCUAGAAACAGUUGAAAAUUCUGUUUAAGUAGAAUAGAUUCAAAUCACAGAGCAGUUCUGUGGACAUCAUUCUACAUUUGUCCAUCUUCAAAACAGUGAGUCAGAAAUGAAAGUGGCAAAGGACACAUGCUUGUCUUUAGGUCCUGUGUUUGAACGACCAGAGCGUCAUGAAGUCACUCACAAAAGUAAGGAAUUCAGCACGUCAAGGAAACAGUAUGGCUGUAGGACUUCUGCUUCUGAGGCAUAAUGUAAUAAUAUAUUAUUUCCAUCAACAUGUAUGUAUUUUCUGAAAUUGUUGUAUGGAAAUUUCACCUAUUUGUUACUAACAUAUACUAUGCAGUAAGUUUAAUUUUGUGUUGUUAUUCAUUUCUGAUGCUGUAUCAGCUGGCUUGUCCUGUUUUAACCCUUUGAAGCCUGAUUGUUACUGGUGUAGCAGAUGCUUAAACGUACCAGCACUCUGCAUUCUCCCCACCGACUGUGUUUGUGUGUUUCUUGCAGUAAACGGUGAAUGUUUCCCUAUACAGCAUUAACCAGUUGACUAUUGUAAUGGAGAUGUAAUGUGUUCCUUGUGAGGUAUGCACUGAUUUUCUUACAUUAUUUAGAAGAAAUUAGAUUUCUGAAGGGUUAAGUUACUGUCCUGGCAUUUUAUAUAAGGACUGAGGAAUACAACUAAAAUCUCAAUGCCAGAUGAAGUUUCGGGUUUACACAUCACUCAUAUUAUGGCGAUCUAACUUGCAUGGGAGAGUAAGAGGUUUCAUCUGAAUCUUUUGUAACUUUGAGUCUAUGACUAGAUUGUCAUAUUAACUUGUUACAAUGUUAUGGCUGUUGUGUAUGUCCUUUUUUGCCUAAGUUACAUCACUGUGGUACUGAGUCCUGCCUGUAGGGUGGGUAAUGCUCCUUAUUACAGUUCUUGCAGCUGCACAUUAUUGGAAGCUGUUAUACUCUGUCCUCUGUUUACAGGAUGAAUGACUGUCAAUAAAAAGGAAAAUUAAUCAUGUACACUUUUUAAUUAUUACUUAAUUUGGUGCGUUGUUUUUAAACAAACUCUUGUUGUUCUUCCCAGGAUUGCAAUAUUGUUCUGUUAGAACAUGGUACACAUUCAUAUGCAAAUGUACUGUAAUAUGAUAUCUGGCAGCUCGUGUGGUCAUAUUUCUGUGGACAGUAAAACUGUCUUAUGUCUUAUGUAAUAUCUGUGUUUAAAUUUCAGUUCCGUAACUGUAAUUAAUGAACUCCUAUGCAACAGGGUAAUGAGCCAGGAUAGCGCAGUCAG
Molecule: messenger RNA, 3888 nt
Organism: Cryptotermes secundus
Lineage: Eukaryota; Metazoa; Arthropoda; Insecta; Blattodea; Kalotermitidae
Exons: 7
Coding region: 598-1416 (272 amino acids)
Cellular component (GO): cytoplasm
Source: RefSeq, a predicted model, not a curated record